AUGGAAAUACUCUGGUGGUCCCCGAUCACAGAAGGCGUGCGUCUGGAGAGUAUUUGCUAUGCAUGUGAAGUAGCACUCAUGUUGCUUUUAAGGUGUAACCACAGGGUUUCGGCUCAGAUAAGAUACUCUAUUCCUGAGGAGGUAAAAGUUGGUUCCGUUGUGGGAAAUGUUGCCAAGGAUUUGGGUGUGGACAUCAGUACCUUGACAGAUAGACAAUUUCGUAUCGUGUCUGGGUCAAAUGACGAUCUUUUCGAGGUAAACCAGAACAAUGGCGUCUUGUAUGUGAAUAAAAAUAUAGACAGGGAGGCUCUCUGUGAUGGUAAUGGAGCAUGCUUGAUAAAUUUAAAAAUGGUAUUAGAGAAUCCUUUAGAGGUGCACUAUGUUGGAGUUGAAAUUUCAGACGUAAACGAUCAUUUGCCCACAUUUGUAGAAAAUGAGAAAAAAUUGGAAAUAUACGAAUCUACUCCUCCACGGAAGCGUUUUCAGUUACCAGCCGCGCUGGAUCCCGAUGUUGGUAUCAAUACUGUUAGAAGUUAUAAAAUCACCCACAACGAACAUUUUGAAAUGCAAAUGAUAGAAAUGGGAGAUGAUCAAACUCCUUUUCUAGUUUUACAAAAACCCUUGGAUAGAGAGAAACAACCUGAACACAGUUUUAUUUUAACUGCUUUUGAUGGGGGUAGUCCAGCAAGAUCAGGGACUUUAAAUAUUACAAUCACUGUUCUUGAUUCAAAUGACAACCCUCCUAUAUUUAACCAGGAGAUGUACUCGGUAACAUUACCUGAAAAUGUGGAGGUAGGAACUGUUGUAGUAAAAGUUAAAGCUACAGAUUUAGACGAGGGUGUAAACGGAGAAGUUGAAUAUUCUUUCGGUAGUGAACUUGAUCAUAAGGUAUACGAUGUGUUUAACUUGGAUAAAGUUACAGGCAUAAUUCGAAUGAAAGGGCAAGUUAAUUUUGAGGACGUUGAUGUAUACAAACUAGACGUCCAUGCAACGGAUAAGGGACAGCCCCCGAUGAGUACAGACUGUAGAAUCCUCAUCAAGGUUCUAGACUUAAAUGACAACAAACCAGAAAUAGAGGUGACAUCUCUCUCAAACAUGUUAUCUGAAGAUUCGAAACCUGGGACUGUUGUCUCGCUCAUCAGUGUGUCAGAUAAAGACUCGGGGAUUAAUGGCAAAGUUGUCUGUACUCUGUCCGGCGACGUGCCCUUCGAGUUAAAGCCAACAUACCAGGAUAAUAUUUUCUCUUUAGUGACUAAACAUAAACUGGAUAGGGAGCUCGUGUCUUACUAUGACAUAACGAUAACAGCCAUUGACUGUGGUCAGCCUCCUCUGUCCUCGUUCCAAACUCUGAGCGUCCAGAUAUCAGAUAUGAACGAUAACAGACCAGAAUUCUCUCAAAAUCCUCUUGAACUUUAUAUGCUGGAAAACAACGCUCCUGGUGCGUCAAUAUUCUCUGUAAGCGCCUCUGAUAAAGACACGAAUGAAAAUGCAGCAAUCUCCUAUCACAUAGUUAGAGGAGAGAGUAAUCCGAAUGAUAUGGCAUCUUUCCUGAAUGUAAAUUCUGAUAAUGGACACAUUUCCGCGCUUAAAAGUUUUGACUUUGAAACUUUGAAAAAAUUCCAGUUCCAAGUUGUAGCAACAGACUGUGGAACUCCGUCGCUAAGCAGCAACGUCACAGUGAAAGUGUUUAUUUUGGAUCAGAACGACAACGCUCCAGUGAUCUUGUAUCCAGUCAGCGCUAACGGUUCUGCUGAAGGCGUGGAGGAGAUUCCCCGCAAUGUGAACGCAGGUCAUUUUGUGACUAAAGUGAGAGCCUAUGACGCAGACAUAGGAUAUAACGGCUGGUUGUUAUUUUCGAUGCAUGAAGUUAGUGACCACAGUCUCUUUUCUCUGGACCGCUACACAGGACAGAUAAGGACACUUCGGUCCUUCACAGAGACAGACGAGGCUGAACAUAAACUGGUCAUACUGGUCAAAGACAAUGGGAACGUUUCACUGUCAGCAACAGCUACUGUGAUCAUCAACGCAGUGGAGCCCAAAGAGGCUUUUGCUGCUUCUGAUGUUAAAAGCUCCGUUAGAGAUGAGGAAGACAACAGUGUAACCUUCUAUUUGAUCAUCACUUUGGGAUCAGUAUCCACUCUUUUCCUGGUCAGCAUCAUCGUGUUGAUAGUAAUGCAGUGUUCUAAAACACCAGAUUAUUCCCCCAAGUACCUACAAGACACGAACUAUGACGGGACACUUUGCCACAGCAUCCAGUACAAAUCCGGAGACAAACGGUACAUGUUAGUUGGACCCAGAAUGAGUAUAGGUUCUACUAUAGUCCCGGGCAGCAAUGGGAAUACUCUGGUGGUUCCCGAUCACAGGAGGCGUGCGUCUGGAGAGGUAAGAGCUGGUUAUGUGUUUUGA
This is a messenger RNA of Hypomesus transpacificus, 2406 nucleotides long. Its product is annotated as protocadherin alpha-8-like. Gene Ontology annotation, biological process: homophilic cell-cell adhesion. Gene Ontology annotation, cellular component: plasma membrane. The transcript has 3 exons. The record is from RefSeq and is a predicted model, not a curated record. NCBI's taxonomy places the organism in Eukaryota, Metazoa, Chordata, Actinopteri, Osmeriformes, Osmeridae. Bases 1 to 2406 code for a protein of 801 amino acids. Gene Ontology annotation, molecular function: calcium ion binding.